Colletotrichum graminicola M1.001 is the source of this 1983-nucleotide messenger RNA. Its product is annotated as fungal specific transcription factor domain-containing protein. Bases 1 to 1983 code for a protein of 660 amino acids. NCBI's taxonomy places the organism in Eukaryota, Fungi, Ascomycota, Sordariomycetes, Glomerellales, Glomerellaceae. Gene Ontology annotation, biological process: regulation of DNA-templated transcription; DNA-templated transcription. Gene Ontology annotation, molecular function: zinc ion binding; DNA-binding transcription factor activity, RNA polymerase II-specific; DNA binding. The transcript has 5 exons. The record is from RefSeq and is a predicted model, not a curated record. Gene Ontology annotation, cellular component: nucleus.
AUGAGAUCCAGUCUUUCGUGCGAAUUUUGUCGGCGGAGCAAGGUCAAAUGCGUCAACAGCGGAACUCCGCCAUGCAGCAAAUGCGAAAAGUCGGGAAGAUCCUCCUGCGCGCUGACUAGGCCGCAUGUCACAUCUACUAGACGGGCGGCUAAACAGGCGCGGAGAGCGACGGAGGAGGCGCCGCCAAUACCACACGAUCACCAUGUCGACUCCCAGCGGCGUCUGGUCUCCGCACCCCAAUCUCGGGGUCCAGCGUCCCCCUCGGGGAUGGGUUUCCGAGAUGAUCGGGAGGAAAUGGACAGGCAUCUUGAACAGAUCCCCAAAGACGUAGUGUUCGUCGCACUGGAGGCUUUCUGGCGCAAAUUUCCCGAACUCCGUGUCAUCCACCCAUCUUCGUUCAUGCAGUCUUUCAGAUCAACCUGUCCGAGGGAAUGUAAAGCAUUGCUGGCAACCGUACUUGCAAUGACCAAGACCCAAAAACCGGGCUCGGAUCGACUGCGAACGCAGCUCGUGCAUGUCAGCGAAAGGUAUGCGUCUUAUGCGUGCGACGUCUUGGCAGCAUGCAUACUGCAGCCGCCAGAUGUAACGGUCAUACAGGCACUGCUCAUACUGACGCUGUAUGAAUGGGGCACACGCAACUUCCACAAAGCCUGGAUGCAUUGCGGUAUCGCGAUCCGUAUGAUGCAGCUGCUUCACAGUUCAAGAGUUGCGCCUUUCCCUCUCGAGAUCUCUCACCGUAACGAGUCAAAUAGCCUCACCCCCGCCAUCGAAACAAGGACAUUCUGGGCGUGCUUCAUAAUGGACUGCAUGGUCAGCUCUGGUACAUAUAAUCCGCGUGUACUGCCGAAACCAGAAAUGGCCAAGCUCAAUGUCCCGCAGCCGCCCACCUCCACGGAAUUUGCCCUUGGAGCAGGAUCUUCAGCGCAGUCUGAGCAGCCUGACGAAGGCUCGGCCUCAAAUGGGGCAGAUACGUUUGUUUACCUCCAUCUUGAUCGAAGCUUUGGCAUCAUGGCGGACGGUUUUGACAUUUACUCCGACAUAAUGGCCUUUGUCUUCAACGAAGGGCGCAAAGCGCCGGGCAUGUGUCUGCCCGAGAACUGUCCUUGGGUACCAACAUCUCCGGUGGCGUGUUGGCGCCGCAGACUUGAAGAUUGGAGGUUGAAACAGCACCGUCGGUUGCAUUUUCCCGACAAUAGUGUCGCGGCGCAUGCAACUUUGGGAUACGGAGAAUCGUUUGUUUAUCUCAACUUGCUCUAUUACCAAAGCAUCAUAAUGCUCCAGAGAGAGUACUUCCCCUUUUUACCCACUCUAGACAUGACCCCUCAGGGGCCGAUUGACCCACCCAUCCUGGAGGCUGAAGCUCCUCCAGGUUGGUGGGAGCAGAGCGCCAAAGAAUUGUUCGAAGGAGCUGCAAAUCUUGCAAGCAUCCUCCAAGAGGCUUCGGAAUGCGGCGUGGCAGUCAUGACUCCCUUUGCAGGCUUUUGCGCUUUCUCUUCAUGUUAUAUCAAUCUCUAUGGCUUCAGAUUCCCACGUAUCACUUGUGGUUAUGGUACAAGAGCCGAGGAGCUGAUGAACUCGAGCAUUGAAUAUCUCAAAGAGUUUCGAGAGGUCUGGGACCUCGGCGAUGGUUGGCUGAAAACUAUCCAGAACGGCUCUCUGAUGUACCAAAGGGCAACUUCGGACGUUCAGAGAUAUCGUGGCCGAUCCCGGUUCGACUUCAGCGUCCUGCACCAAUCCGUGCACGAGUUCCGGGUUGUGGAUAGGUCGGCAGAGCAUCUAGAAGAGAUCAACAAUGUCGAGAGAAGCCCAAUCGGCGCUGCGCAAGGGGAUUUACCAACCGAGAAGCAGCGAAACAACAGCAUCGGCCUGAACGUUCAAACUUUGGUAGACGCUACGGGGACCAUAGAUGACCAGGGUCUUUGGCCCAAUUGGUGGUCGAUGCUAGAAGAUGUUAAUGCUUCGGAGCUGUUUGCUCUAACUUGA